CUUCACUUCCACAUCACACAAUUCCUCCUGGAACCACUUCUACCAGCUUACUCUUUCCCGGGGAAUUGAAGUUGAAAUUUCCUCUUCUUCUUCUUCUUCUUCUACGAGAUUCUACUGCAUUUCUUCGAAUCAAGACUUCCAAAAAUGAAGAAAGUAGUGUUGCAGUUGGAUGUUUGCAACGACAAGUGCAAGGCAAAAGCCAUGAAAACAGUCUCGGGUUUUGAUGGUAUUGUUGAAUUUCAUUUGCGCAUUCAUUCAAUUCUCGUUUUGAUCGUCGAAAACUUGAGAUCUCUAAGCUGACGAUCGAACUCGAUUCGGGUUCUUCAAUUAAAUCUGUAGGUGUUGAGUCGAUUUCGAUGGACAUGAAGAACAGAAAGUUGACGCUGACUGGAAGUGUGGAUCCGGUGUUGGUGGUCAAAAAACUGAGGAAGACAUAUUCAACGGAUAUAGUGUCGGUCGGACCGGCGAAGUAGCCGGAGAAGAAAUAGGAAUAGCUGAAGAGAGAGGGGAAUAAGAGGAACCAAAGAAAGAUCAAAGUUGUUUACACUUUGUUGAACUGAUUCAGUAUUAGUACUAUUAGUUUUUCCUUUUUCUAAACAAGUACUCAAGGUCGGGUUCGAAACUCGUUCAUAUAAUAGGAGAAAAAUGCACAUCAAGUUGACAAACCGUCAAUCGACGCAAAGAGAGGUGAGGUGCAGUGUUACUACUAUUAGUUGUCGGAAUGAUUUGGAAAAAAUAAAAUAAAACUUUCUCG
Rubroshorea leprosula is the source of this 754-nucleotide messenger RNA. NCBI's taxonomy places the organism in Eukaryota, Viridiplantae, Streptophyta, Magnoliopsida, Malvales, Dipterocarpaceae. The record is from the annotation of a GenBank genome assembly.